Messenger RNA from Scomber scombrus (Atlantic mackerel), 1545 nucleotides. Its product is annotated as NACHT, LRR and PYD domains-containing protein 1b allele 3-like. The transcript has a single exon. Lineage: Eukaryota; Metazoa; Chordata; Actinopteri; Scombriformes; Scombridae. Bases 1 to 1545 code for a protein of 514 amino acids. Gene Ontology annotation, biological process: regulation of apoptotic process. The record is from RefSeq and is a predicted model, not a curated record.
AUGAUCAACAUUGAAUGUGGCUCCAGCUCUUAUAGCUCUCUGUACAUACCCAUUACUGUUUCUGGCCCUUCACAUCACCAAAGCAGACCCACAGUCUUCCAGGACUUCACUGUCUGCACUGAUGCAGGUGGAAUAUAUGCGGCACCCAGUGACUGGUCUGUAUGGUCUGAAAGUGAGUCAGGAGGUGACAGGAAAGCCCUGGUGGACAUGGAGGCACCUGUUAAAGUUGAGCACUACUCUGUCACUAAAACCCUGCCAACACAUUCCCACCUCCAAGCCUCUUCCUUGAAUCCUGGUUUGAGGAGAAAACACACCAGCAGCUUGCCUCAUUCACACAGUGCGCCUGCAUUUAGUAAAAUACCUUCUGCAAAGAACAAGAACUUUACAAGAGCAAAGAGCUUACCUAACAUCUUGUUAAAAGACAGCUUUGAGGAGUUUACACCUGAUAUCACUGUUGAUGAAAAUGAGGAAACCUACAGGUUCCACUGCUCCUGUCCAGGCCUGUACCAGUGCAGUGUGACAGGUCUGGUGUUUCACAUGGAGGGAGAAGGGGACGUGGUUUACAGGAUUGUCCCCUGGAACCACAGGCUACUGGCCCAACAUCAGAAGAAGCCUGCAGGACCCCUGUUUGACAUCAAAUGUCUCCAGCAGUCUGUGUGUCAGCUUCAUCUCCCACACUGUGAGAUUCGCUCCACAGGUGGAUGUGAAGUCUUCUCAGUUGCUCAUGUGAAUGAUGAGGGCAUCGAGUUUAUUACUCCUCAUAAGAUAACAGAAACUCAUGUCAUUAUAAACAUCACAGAGUUUUCUGGUUUUGGUAAUGUCAAGGAUGAAGACUCUCCUCCUGACCCGGUCCGAGCGCUGGUGCUGUUGUUCUACAGACCUCCAACUGAUCCUGAUCCUGAAUCUGUCCUCAAUGUGUUGUUGCUACCAAAGAACGUCGUGCUGCGUGAUGUGCUGCGAAUGAGGAAGAAGUUAGUUGGAGAUGAGAGGUACAUCGACACAUCUCCACACUGUAAACUGAUCCCAAAGCAGGAGUACACACUGUCCAUUAGUCCUGAAGACGACUCAGUUCAAGUUCAACCAACAGACGCAGAAUUUGAUGAGGAGUCCUACGACAACUACUUUCCAUCAUUCCAGGUGAACUGGGAAAAAAAUAUCAAAAGUAUUAAGCUGUUUUUGAGAGACACCAACAGCUCACACAGUGUCUGGGAAAGACGCGUUUGUCUUUUGUCCACUGGAGUAAGAAAGCCUUGUGGGCAGAGCGCUCUGACUUCCCCUUCAAAUGAGAGAUUGAUGGACAUACGGACCUGCUUCAUCGAUGGGAUAUCAGGACCUGUUCUCAAAAGUCUGCUGGAUAAGCUGUUUGAGAAAAAGGUGAUAACUGAAUCUGAGAGGGAGUCACCAGAUGAGAUGCAAAACAUAAGAGACAAGGCUCGUUUUGUCAUCGACACAGUGAGGAAGAAAGGUGAAGCUGCAAGUUCAGAGAUGAUUGAGUUUCUGUGUGAGGUCGACCCCUUCCUCUGUGAACAUCUUGGGUUGAUCUGA